Messenger RNA from Closterium sp. Naga37s-1, 942 nucleotides. Lineage: Eukaryota; Viridiplantae; Streptophyta; Zygnematophyceae; Desmidiales; Closteriaceae. The record is from the annotation of a GenBank genome assembly.
AUGAGCGGUCCGGAUGCGCUAUUCUCUCUGCGGAACAACUUUCAGCUGGGCGCGUACCAGGCGGCGAUCAACGAGAGCGGCGUGGGAGGGCUGUCGGAGGCGGAGAGCAUCGAGCGCGACACCAUCGUGUACCGCUCCUACAUCGCGCUCGGCAGCUACCAGGUGCGCUCGGCAGAUACCAGGUGCGCUCGGCAGCUACCAGGUGCGCUCGGCAGCUACCAGCUGGUGAUGGACGAGAUCACGGAGUCGUCCGCCACGGCGCUGCAGGCCGUCAAGCUGCUCGCAACCUACCUCGCCGACAAAAGCAACAAGGACGCGGUGGUGGCGGGGCUGGAGGGGUAUCUGUCGGACCCCGUGAUCGGCAAGAACGCGACGCUGCUGCUCGUGGCGGGCACCGUGUACGCGCGCGAGCAGAACUUCGUCGACGCGCUCAAGGUCGCGCACGCCCUCCCCGGCAACCUCGAGCUCAUGGCGUUGAGCGUGCAGGUGUUUCUACUGAUGGACCGUGCGGACCUAGCGGAGAAGCAGGUGAAGGCGAUGCAGCAGGUGGACGAGGACGCCACGCUCACACAGCUCGCCCUCGGCUGGGUCAGCCUCGCCAUGGGCGGGUCGAAGGUGCAGGAGGCGACGUACGUGUUUCAGGAGCUGGCGGACAAGUUCAGCCCGACGGUGGCGCUGCUCAACGGCAGCGCGCUCGCCCAGAUGCACUCCGGUAACUUCGAGGACGCCGAGGCGCUGCUGCUGGACGCCCUCAACAAGACUCGCAUGUGUGCUCUUGCCAAUCCCGUCUUCUCCUGCCGUGCUGGCGCUGCUGUGUCCACUGGUCCGUCCUUGGUGCUUGGUGCUUGGUGGUGGCAGGACGCCAAGGACGCCAACACGCUCGCCAACCUCGUCGUCUGCUCGCUGCACCGAGGGAAGCCCGCCACGCGCUACCUCAAGUGA